Podarcis muralis (Common wall lizard) is the source of this 1756-nucleotide messenger RNA. RefSeq names its product palmitoyl-protein thioesterase 1 (gene PPT1). Lineage: Eukaryota; Metazoa; Chordata; Lepidosauria; Squamata; Lacertidae. Gene Ontology annotation, biological process: receptor-mediated endocytosis; protein depalmitoylation. Gene Ontology annotation, cellular component: lysosome. Gene Ontology annotation, molecular function: palmitoyl-(protein) hydrolase activity. The record is from RefSeq and is a predicted model, not a curated record.
UGUGUCAUAUGACAGAUCCAAGAUGGCGUCGGCCAGGCUGCAGAAAGUUUUGCUGCUCCAGCUGCUGAGCGGAUUUUGCUGGCUGAGUCCCGGGAGCUCGGCGGGGCCGGUGCCGCUGGUCAUCUGGCAUGGCAUGGGUGACAGCUGCUGCAAUCCUGAGAGCAUGGGUUACAUAAAAAAAAUUGUGGAGAAGAAAAUCCCAGGGAUUUACGUUCUGUCUUUGAAGAUUGGCAGCAACUUAAUUGAGGACAUGGAGAACAGCUUCUUCAUGAACGUGAAUGACCAGGUGAAACUCGUGUGUGAUGAACUCGCAAAGGACCCGAAGCUUCGAGGCGGCUACAAUGCCAUGGGCUUCUCACAGGGAGGGCAGUUCCUGAGGGCGGUGGUGCAGAGAUGUCCCUCUCCCCCAAUGUUCAAUCUGAUUUCUGUAGGAGGUCAGCACCAAGGUGUGUAUGGCUUUCCGCGUUGUCCCGGGGAGAGUUCUCACCUCUGUGACUGGAUCCGAAGGAUGUUAGACCUAGGGGCCUAUACUGCAGUGGUCCAGAACCGCCUGGUCCAAGCCCAGUACUGGCACGACCCACUGAAUGAAGAGGAAUACCGGAAGCACAGUCUUUUCCUGGCUGACAUCAAUCAAGAGCGGAGCAACAACAGUACCUAUAAGAAAAACCUGAUGUCUUUGAAGAAAUUUGUGAUGGUGAAGUUCCUCAAUGAUACCAUGGUGGACCCUCCUGCAUCUGAGUGGUUUGGUUACUACCGGAGCGGUCAGGCCAAGGAGACCAUUCCCUUGCAAGAGACCUCACUGUACACAGAGGAUCGAUUGGGUUUGAAGGAAAUGGACAAAGCAGGGAAGCUGGUGUUCCUGGGCGCAGAAGGAGAUCACCUCCACUUUUCUGAAGAAUGGUUCUACAAGAACAUCUUGCCAUUCUUGCAGUGAAGCUGAUGAUGACCCACAGGCUGGGCCUGCCUUUCUGUGUUGCUGGAGAUGAGAGUGUUUGGUGUGUUCCUUUAUAGCGCUUGCCUGGAAGGGAGAGACUUCUCACUAAUCUGCUAGGUAGGGGCUAGCUUGAUAUAAAGAUUAACACCAAUUAAUUGAACUCUCUCAGUAGGUCUUCUGCACCUGUAUUCAAUACAGCCUGACCUCUAUCAGCUUUGCCCUGCAGAGGCACUGAAAUAGAACAGUCCUUUCAGCUAUGUGAAAAGUCAUUCGUAUUUGUUUUGGGAUGGCAAAAUUGAUGUGGGUUACAAUGCUUUAUCAGCCUCCUUUUCUGGGAUCUGUGCCAACCUUUUCCUGCCCCCCAAAUGUUUUGACUACAGCAGGAGGGGAGGAUCACUUUGUCUUCUUCCUCCUUUAGUGAUUUUAUUAGGACAGGCAGCCAUCAAAAUGAACACAUUUGCUUGUGGAGCAUGUUGUGCAAGGCUGUGUGAAACUGAGGAUGCGAUAUUGCAGUGUACCUUUUGCAGAUCUCAGGGAUGGGAUAUUUAAUACCUCUUGUUAGAACAAGAGAUAAAAUGGGGGUGGGGUGGGGUGGUGCGCUACCUUACGUUUCUCUCACCAGACUGCAAGUCUGAAAGCAGGCAGUAGGUCUGUGGUACACAAGAGAAACAGGUGACUUAUACGUGCAACAAUACUGUUGGGCCGUGUGAACGGCAGGAUGUUAAGAAAUGAUGAUUCAAGCUCUUUGGCUUUGUAUUGUAUUAUAAGCAAUAGCACACACAAAAAUCAACACAUUCCAAUAAAAAGGUUUAACUAAGAUGA